Messenger RNA from Spinacia oleracea (spinach), 1083 nucleotides. RefSeq lists its product as uncharacterized. The record is from RefSeq and is a predicted model, not a curated record. The transcript has a single exon. NCBI's taxonomy places the organism in Eukaryota, Viridiplantae, Streptophyta, Magnoliopsida, Caryophyllales, Amaranthaceae. Bases 98 to 682 code for a protein of 194 amino acids.
UACUCUUUUUCCAUCCUUUUUUUCUUAUAAACUCAUCAAUCUUCAAAACCUCCCAAUAAAAAACCACAACCCAAAUUUAAAAAAAAAAUCAAAAAAAAUGUCAGAUGUUAGCCAAAACCCUAGUUUUCACCUCUCAAAACCUCCCCAUAAGCUAAAAACUAAACCCACCAAAAGAACAACAAGAUCUAGAAACAAGAAUAACAACACGGCUACCACGGCCGCCUCCACCACCAACAACAACCACAACAAGCCACUCAAGGUGGUUCACAUCUCUAACCCUAUGAAGUUCCAAGUCGCCGCAGCUGGGUUUCGAGCCCUUGUCCAAGGGCUCACCGGCCGCGACGCCGUAAUCGACUGGCCUGAGGAACACCAACCCGACUUCGAAGUUGUGGCGGCUGCUGCUGGCGUUGCUGAAGAUGAUACUGCUGAGGAUGAUAGUAGUGCUAACAGUACGGAUGAUCAGGUAAAUGAUCACCACCAUCAUCAGCAUCGUGAUGAGGUUGUUAAUAUGUCUGCCUGUUUCGGGCCGUCCGAUCAUUAUAAUCUGAUGAGCUUUGAUUAUUACGGGGCCCACUUUAAUGGUGACGUCAUUGUGGAUGACGAUGUUGAACAAAGCAUGGUUGUUAUGGAUGAUUUCCGCGCUUUUUUGGGGGAUGUUAAUCAAUCAUUACUUCAUUAUUAAUUAGAGAAAGGAAGCAAGAAAUGUGAACUUAAUUGUUGUUUAAUUCACCGAUAAUAUGAAAGCAUGGUUUCAGACUUCAGUCGUGUAAAUUUGUUAAGUCUCGCCUCAUAGGGUGAAGAUUUUUCCAAGGCAAUAUUGUACUUCGGAGUAAAAUAAUUUGUAGAUUUGUAGCCGGAAGGAAAUUAUUAAUACUCCGUAGUCUGUAUUACAUAGUCAGAAGUAGUAAAUAAUGUAAUGCAAUGAAAAAUCUCUAGCCAAAUCUCAAAAAAAAAAUAAAAAAAUAACAUGAUUCAUUUGUUGUAUGUCUCGAAUUUGCCUAGAUUUAGCUAGCUUUCAAAUAUUAUUUUAUUUGCUUAUUUAAUGUACUUAUUUUAUUAAUUGAUAUGUGAAAUUAUUAUUUA